This is a messenger RNA of Phytophthora sojae, 2040 nucleotides long. RefSeq lists its product as hypothetical. The record is from RefSeq and is a predicted model, not a curated record. The transcript has 4 exons. Gene Ontology annotation, cellular component: GPI-anchor transamidase complex; membrane. Gene Ontology annotation, biological process: attachment of GPI anchor to protein. The coding region runs from base 1 to 2040 and encodes 679 amino acids. Lineage: Eukaryota; Oomycota; Peronosporomycetes; Peronosporales; Peronosporaceae.
AUGUCGGAGAACGCGCUGCUGAUCGACCUCAUGGAGGCGCGCGCCAGUCACCAAGAGGGAAACUCGGCGCGGAGCUUCCACGAGCAGCUGCUGGAGGUCCCGGAUCUGCCUGCAGGAGGCUGCGGGGACAACUGCUCGCUGGUCGUGGACUGGAUCGACGCGCAGCUACGCGGACUGGACCGUGUCGAAGCCUACUGCCAAGUAUUUCAGUCGGAGGGGGGUGAUACGCCACGCACCAAUGUGUAUGGUGUGCUGAGAGCUUCACCGCUCGCAGAUGGGAAGGUAGAACAACACGAGGCGAUCGUGCUGGUGACGCACUACAGAAAUGUUGGGAAAGACAGUGGCGACUACUCAGGACUGUCGCUGGGUCUGGCGCUGCUGAAGUAUCUGGCGAGGGCCAAGUGGCUGGCGAAAGACGUCAUUCUGCUCGCUGCGGACGAUGGCGUUUUGGACGGAAGUGACGGGUAUGCGCUGGGGACGGAAGCCUGGCUGCGGGCCUACCACUUGGACCCGGUCGAGAGCGGACUGCAAGGCGCACUGCCGAUGCGCGCUGGAGUUAUUCGCGCAGCUGUGAAUGUGGAGACGUUGAUGAACUCGAAGGAGGUGGGCUCGGUAGGAAUCUACACCGCUGGCAUGAACGGCCAGUUGCCGAACCUGGACCUCGUGAACACUGCCGUGCGUGCUUUCGGCCAGCACCAAAUCCCUACGAUUUUGGAUCGCGCCGAUGCAGCGCAAGUGGGUGGUCGUAACCACAAGGGAUACGUGUCGUCUGUGAUCAAUCUCAUCUCCAGUCUCAGCGAGAAACACACCCCGGAAGAAUACAAGCAAAGCGCACAGAACUACCUGGCAAACCUGAAGGGGAUGCUGCACUUUAUGACGACGCUGGCAUCGGGUCCUUCUGGUCCCCAUGCGAACUUCAUCAGCUACAACAUCGACAGCAUCACGCUGUCGUUGGUGAAAAGUGUAGGCUCAAGCGAUCGCUCACUCUCAACGCGUGAGGUGCUGCGUUCUAUCGAGAUGGUCGUCCGUGCUCUCAGCAACCUGGAAGAAAAGCUCCACCAGUCGUUCUUCCUCUACGUCCUCCCCAGCACGACCACCUUCGUGUCCGUGGGCGAGUACUAUUAUACAGUGGCUCUGGCGAUUUCGCCUGCUAUCGCGCAUUUACUGUUCUUGGCAAACAAAACGAGUGGAAUGCGGGUCGCUUUCGCACUGUCGGUCUUCAUCGUGGUUGAAGGCUUGUGUGCUUUACUCCUGGUUGGGGUGAGUCGCUAUUUUGCGUCUCCGGCUGCUCUUCUGGGAGUCCAUGGUGAGCGUGAUGCUGCAAGGUGGUGGACACUUGCAGUCAUAGUCUCCGUUGUGCAAGCUCUAGUGGUGUUGAUUGUGCUGCCAGCUCUACGUUCCGUGGUGGGCUUUUCUGGCUGCGUUGAGAUUUACGACUGGCGUAAGAGGAUCGUGGUGUACGAUGCGGAGCAGCAAAAGCGACUGGACCAAGAGAAGGAGGGAUCUACAGAUAGUCCUGCUGAGCUAAGUGAAUCCAGCAACGAUAUCCCGGAGCUGGAUUCAGGGUGGCGGGCGGUGAAGUUCAUUACGAUGGCGAUGCUCGUGUAUGCUCAUUGCAUUCUAGGCAUCCUGAACUAUCCAAUGGCUCUCUUCUGCGCGAUUGCAAUGACCCACUUCGCGCGAGUUGUCCCGUUCUCCACCGCAUCAGUAGCCAAGAACGUGUUGAAUGGGUUGUGGCUCUUUGUAUCGUCUCCUCUGGUGCUACUUGCGCUCUUGAAAUGGAGUCGCCUAGGUACGCGCUUUCACCCUGUCUACGAUAUUCCAAGCGCAUAUUUACUGAUAAGUUGUGGGUUGUUUAUUGCAACAGACCACGCGUCGGCCUUAUCGACUGUUGUGAGCAGCUUCGUCCACCGCAUCAACCUGCUGGCGCUGUCGUACAUUUGCUGCAUCUACGUCUCCGUGCACACGCUGUCGCUCAUUAUCUGGGCCUACCCUGCACCGAAGGCAGCCCCUUCGGCGAGGAAGUGGAAACAAGAAUAA